AUGGCAGGGAGAUUGCAGGGCAAAGUCGCCAUUGUCACUGGCGCAGGCCAAGGCUUUGGUAAAGGGAUUGCGGCCAAGUUUGUCGAAGAGGGUGCUCGAGUGGUCAUUGCAGACUUGUCACAGAAGCUCGGAGCGGCAGCCGCGCAGGAAUUGAAAUGCGAGUUCGCUUUGAUCGAUGUCACGGACAAAUCUCAGUGGGAAACGUUGCUGAAGAAGACCAUCGACAGCUAUGGACAGUUGGACAUUGUCGUCAAUAACGCUGGCACCACGUACAGGAACAAGCCUACAAGCGAGGUGACGGACGCCGACUUCGACCUCUGCGUGAAUGUCAACAUGCGGUCUAUAUACUACUCGACCAAUGUCAUCGUGCCCUACUUUCAGCAGCGAGGUAGAGGAGGCUGCUUCGUCAACAUCGCCUCGACAGCCGCCAUUCGACCUCGUCCAGGACUCACUUGGUACAACGCGUCCAAAGCCGCCGUCAUAACAGCCACCAAGACCCUGGCGGUAGAGUAUGCGCGGGACCAGAUCCGUUUCACUUGUGUUUGUCCCGUGGUGGGCCUAGGCACCGGCUUAACGGACUUGUUUCUCGGGAAGCCAGAGAAUGAGGAGGCGUUCGUCUCAACGGUUCCUCUGGGUCGUGCCGCUACACCAAAAGACAUCGGGAAUACUUGUGCCUACCUUGUAUCAGAUGAGGCGGCGUUUAUCACCGGGAAUGCCAUAGAGGUUGACGGCGGCCGUUGCGUGUAG
Molecule: messenger RNA, 747 nt
Organism: Fonsecaea multimorphosa CBS 102226
Lineage: Eukaryota; Fungi; Ascomycota; Eurotiomycetes; Chaetothyriales; Herpotrichiellaceae
Exons: 3
Coding region: 1-747 (248 amino acids)
Source: RefSeq, a predicted model, not a curated record